GUUAUCCUAAAUGUUUCGGUCAAUUCAAAACCGAUUAUUUAUUCUUAUAUAGACGUUGACGUCGAUUGCUCACGUUCUAUCUCAGAUUAAAUUCUAAAAACAAAAUUACUGAUAAAGAAAAAAAACGGUGUAGUGACAACAAAGAAGAAUUUCAUUUCACAAAAUAUCUUAACAUAUAUUUGGUGUAUAUAUAAAAAUGGAUGCAUGCAAAUGCCGUUUAGCAAUGUACCUAUAUGACAUUACCGUGAACACACCAAAAUGACAUUGCGGCUGGCUGUACAUUAUUUUACGCACUAGCAGCACCUUCGCGCGUUCCCUCCUAUUAAGGCCAAGCCUGCACUGUCCCCUACCAUGCAGCGUUGGUAGACAUUAAUGAUUAAACCGCAGUCACCUCCAACACAAUGCUGCAGCUUCCCGUUCCCACAAAGCAGAGAGGAAACGGAGCGUCCUGCCAUUGCAGGGAGAUGGAAAGAUGGCGGUGGGGGUGGAAAUGAAAGUUGAAGAGAGUUCCUCCGUCUGUCUAUAGUGAUCUUGCACAGAAACUGAGGUUUAAACUUAUUAGCUGACCCGUGUUAUUUCGCAGAGCUGCGAGAAGGCACGGACGCAGGAAUGGUGGGGGUGGGACACGGUGAAGUAAAAGUAAAAAUAGAGUCUUUGUCUCGAUUUGUCAGCCAUACUGUCUGCAAUAUGCCCAUUUAGACAAAUCGGGGCAUAUAAGGGAACGAUUCAUUGCCAAAGAGAACGACACAGUGAGACUGGUUGUAUUUAUUUCGGAACAUGCAGUGCAGGGUCACAACGUCGUGCAGAGUGGCUCUUCUUUCUUGUAGGAACAAUACAUUUGUGAUAUGGAAUAUCUGCGUGAUAUUAUAAACUGUGCAUUUCGUUCAGUAUCGAACAUUAGCCUAUUUUAUGCAAUCAACGGAAUUUUUUAGCCUAUUUAAUCGUCUGCGGUCUUCUGGCAUCCGAUCGGUUUCACAAAAUCAACACGGGCAUAAAUCAAACCGGGUAUGUUUGUUUAGCAACACUUCUGUGGUAUGUUUGAAAUGAGAGCCACACGCAACAAUGUUUCUCCUCGUGGCAUAAAAAAAAAAAAAGCCUCACCUGAUACGCAAUAUUAUUUCCGUCUACACGGUGGUCUAAGGCACCCACACACUUUUAUGUCCGUGUAUAUUGUAGCCUAUCACGGAUCAAAUCCAGAAUCGCACGCUUUAUAAUUGGAGCUAUAUAAUACCACCGACAUGCGCACAAAGGAUCGCACGCGAGCGCUUGCGUAAUAUAUUUUUGCAGAAAUUAUUUGAAUGUGCUGUAUUAUUUGCAAAGUGCAAGGAAUAUGUUUUAUUGUUUCCAUUUAGUAACACCACCCCCCCACCCCCACACACACACACCCUCGGGGCUUGAGUUCGCUUGCGCUGCGCAUAAGUGCGUUUGUGAGCCGCCAGUUGUUAUGGGGCCCAACAGACGGGAGACACAGGGAGAAAGAGAAUCAAUUUAACGCGCGAAAGACUCCGAGUCUGAUUGCGCAAUGUCACCGGGAACCAGAUGACGAUUGUAAAAGUAGAUUGGAAGAGAAUUAGCAAGAGAGGAAGGGAGAUUGGAAAGUGGAAAUGAGAAAAGAGCGCACACACGUACACACAUUGACGUGCGCGCGCGUCGUGUUCUCCUCCGCCUGGGUAUAGGAAAACGAGUGAAUGAAUGCAGGCACAGAACCUUCUCAUUGGUCAGGGUGUGGUCAGCUGGUUCCUGCUUGCCUCCACCUACCUUACCCCUCAUCUCUUUUUCCUCACCCAAUUCCGCUUUACACACAACGCGCACACAAAAACGCACGCCCGCCCGCGCGCGCACGCAUGCUGAUGCCCCCCUCUCCCUCUCUUUUUCUGUAUGUGCUCCACACAAGCCAGACUCCCCGUGUCCCCUCUAACCCUCAUCAACCUCACCCCUCCUCCCAAUCUGCGAUCAACUAAGUGAUAGCGGCAGCCCGUCGAACUGUCGGCUAUAAAACACAACAAAUCAUAAAGUGCAGGCUGGGGAAGCAGAUGAAGGAGGACUGGAGGGAGAAGCGUUAGCUGUUAGCCGAUAGCCUCAUUCUACUCCUCCUUCUUUUUUAUAACGCGUGCACGUUGUUGUUGUUUCGCACCCUCCUGUCCUGCCCUCUGCUCAUCUCCUCCGUUAUUAUCCACUUUCAUUGCCUACUGUCCUCAUGAGUUCCUAUUUUGUCAACUCCUCUUUCCCCGUUGCGCUAUCGGGAACGGGUGGAGGCGGGCAGUCGGCCGAUUCGUUCUUAGGUCAAAUCCCUCUCUAUUCCUCUGGAUACACCACCGAUCACCCGCUCAGACAUUACCCGGGAGCUGCUGCUGCAGCAGCGGCGGCGGCGGCAGCGGCUUACGGCGCGAGCGGAGGUAGCGCGCAGGAGAAGCCCUACCCGGCUUCUUAUUACCAACAGGCGACAAACGGAGCGUAUAGUGGGCAUCGGACGGCGGCAGGGGUUGCUGUCGGUGCCGCAACCGGCGCAAGUGCGUGUGACUAUGCUACAGCCGCGGCGGCUGCUGCUGCCGCGGCGGCGGCGGCCGCCACAAGCUUUUACCGGGACAAGGACUACGCGUGCAGCAGAGAGGAGCAUCCACUCGCAUUGAGCCAGGAUGGCAUGCCCCGCAAGACGGACUGCCCGAGUUUGAGUGGCAAGGGGGUCUUUGGUGACAUCGAGGAUGACAAACAAACGGGGUCAACCCACAUUUAUCCGUGGAUGCAGCGAGUGAACGCCUGCAACGGGGUAUUUGGGAGUCCCGGCAGGCGCGGGCGUCAGACGUACACCCGCUACCAGACUCUCGAGCUGGAGAAGGAGUUUCACUUCAACCGUUACCUUACGCGCAGGCGGCGGAUCGAGAUCGCGCACGCGCUUUGCCUCACAGAGCGCCAAAUUAAGAUAUGGUUCCAAAACCGGAGGAUGAAGUGGAAGAAGGAGAACAAAUUGAUAAACUCUUCAUCCUCCUCUUCAUCCACAGUGAACGGGGUCGAUGAAGAGGAAAAACUGACGGAGUAAAAAAACAAAGACUAAUAAAUGGAAGCGAUAGGAGAAGAUGGUAGAAAAGACAUUCUGAUGAAUGCUUUGUCAUCUUCUUCCUUAAAGCGCAUUCAUUCCUUCAACGCCCUUGGUCUGAACUUCAAACUCUGGGAAAGUAACCUGUGUUUAAUUGCAUUGUAUUGUUUUAAAUGAGAAGAACCGAAUCGGAGCCAUAUAUGACCCCCACUUGCGUCAUCAUUCAAUUCGUUUUUAUCUGUGUGAUUUGAAAGGAGAAAAGGGACGUCGUUUAAAAUGCUACGGUGGGCAAGAUGGUACAUUUUGCCUGGUGCGUUUUGGUGGUUUUAAACCAGCCGUUUUAACGUGUUGUUUAACAACACAUUUCAUGUUACGUUUUCCAAAAAGCGAGUAAUUUUCUCUUUUCGCGUAUGAUUUUCCGCUCUCCUAUAAGCACUUGAAUUUUAAUCACUGUGUUCAUUUCUUUGGUAUAAUUUACAAGAACGAGUCUUAAACUUUUAGUAUGACCCGUCCACAAAAUUAAGAGAAGAGACACAAAAUGUAAAAACAAUGUGUUUGUUUGGCACUCGUAUUUAAUAUGUACUGUAUAUUUGAAAAAAAAAAAAAAAAAGCUGGGUCAAAAUCCCGACACAUAUUGAGGUUUAGCAUCAUUUUGUAGGGGAGGGGGAACUUAAGGUAAUACUUGACGGUUUUACUUAAGCGGAGUGGUGGUGUGAAGUUGGGGGAAUAACAUGUUGUUAUUCUAUGAACUACUUUAAGUAUUCUGAAAUGUGGUCAUUUAGAAAUUGUAUAUUUUAUGGGCUUUUGCAUUGUUUGGUUAUUAUGUCUGUGUUUGUCAAGUACUGACCAAUACUACCUAUAUGUCCAAUAAAAUGUAAAGAAAUGUA
Molecule: messenger RNA, 3921 nt
Organism: Syngnathus acus (greater pipefish)
Lineage: Eukaryota; Metazoa; Chordata; Actinopteri; Syngnathiformes; Syngnathidae
Product: homeobox protein Hox-B6a-like
Exons: 2
Coding region: 2198-3037 (279 amino acids)
Biological process (GO): anterior/posterior pattern specification; regulation of transcription by RNA polymerase II
Cellular component (GO): nucleus
Molecular function (GO): DNA-binding transcription factor activity, RNA polymerase II-specific; RNA polymerase II cis-regulatory region sequence-specific DNA binding
Source: RefSeq, a predicted model, not a curated record